Bactrocera neohumeralis is the source of this 1983-nucleotide messenger RNA. Its product is annotated as probable serine/threonine-protein kinase iksA. The transcript is spliced from 4 exons. Gene Ontology annotation, biological process: protein phosphorylation. Lineage: Eukaryota; Metazoa; Arthropoda; Insecta; Diptera; Tephritidae. The coding region runs from base 1 to 1983 and encodes 660 amino acids. The record is from RefSeq and is a predicted model, not a curated record. Gene Ontology annotation, molecular function: protein kinase activity; ATP binding.
AUGUCAACGGCUUUGCCAAAUCCACAGAAGACCUUUCCACGACCUCCAUCAACGACCGGCUCCAACGCGGAUCCUUUUGCAUCUCCAGAAGUGAGCUCUCCUGUGCUUGUUCUUCCUCGCGUAAAUACCGGCACACAAAGUAGUAACACUUCUGAUCUCACUGUACGUGGUGGAGACCGUGGAAGACGUAACAUCCGCGUACUGAGUGGACCUCCGCAAUAUCGUGCUGUUGGCGGCAAUUCUGUUUCUAAGAAAGACAUUGAUCGAGGUUCUGUUGACUAUGUUCCACAACCGCCAGCACAACCAACUGUCUAUUACGUGAGUCCGACAGGGUCGCCUGAUCCCGACACUUAUGGUUUUCCAGAUGCUUCUGUCGACCCAUCCUACAAUUAUGGUGUUGAGUGGCCACAUGAUGAUCCAGCGGAUCCACCGAACGUGCACAGCACUAUUUCGUAUGGCAAACCCACAACUGUCACCGAAAAGGAGCAAGCCGGCGUUGCAAGUGAGGAAAGCGCACUUCUCCAACAAAAAUCGACGAACAAACACGAUGCGAAAACGAGGGAACUAAAAGUGAAACUGGGCAGCGGCACCUACGGUGGAGUCUACCUCUGUCAGCACGUCAUGGAGGGUGUCCCGCUCGGCACAUUUGCACUCAAGAAAGUGCCUGUCGGCGAUAACGCAGAAUACCUCCAAAAAGUACUGAGUGAGGUCCGUAUUCUGGAAGAGGUGAAGAGGCACCCGAAUGUUGUCGAGUACAACCACAGCUGGGUGGAAGAGGCGCAGCUGGCUGACUUUGGCCCACCGGUUCGCUGUCUGUUCAUUCUGAUGGAAUACGCGACCGAAGGCGCUCUGGAUUCGUACCUUGAAGGGACAGCGCACUUGCAUCAGAAGAACAUCCUUCAUCGAGACCUGAAGCCUCAAAAUUUACUUUUGACUGGGCCACCUGGUAAGCCGCCGCGUGUACUUGUGAGUGAUUUCGGCACCGCCGCGCUUCUCGGCGAAAAAGCGUACGAACGUACAGGAGGAACAGGCACCCUUGAGUACAUGGCGCCGGAGCUGAUGGAAGUACUUCCCAACUGUAGCGAGGAACGCUACGUCAAUCAUCAUACCAAAGCCUCUGAUGUGUGGUCUCUUGGAAUGAUUCUCUAUUAUCUCGCGUGCGAUACCGCCCUGCCUGCGCACCUUCCCGAUGGCUCCGUCGCCCUCAACCAUAUCCAGAGUCGAUCUCCUUUCACGCGCCCCCCAGAAAUGGUCGAACUAAUACGCGCGAUGUUGCAGCGAGACCCAAGAAGGCGGCCUAGUUGCAAUGAAAUCCUGUCUUCCACUGUCGUACAAACUAUACUGCGCAGUUUUAACAGCGCAGCAGCAAGUGGCACGAAUGAGAACGAUAACAGUGGUUACAACGUUAUCACACGCGAUAUCAUGCCGUGUGACGAUCGAACAGGCUCAUCGUCGCCGCCACGAACAGAGUUUUUGAGGAAGCAGCGCGAGCCUUCCUUACUGAGUCAUGGCAGCAACAAAAAUGACGAUACCACGUACGCCAAUGAGGGAAAGGUAGACAAAAGCUCAAUACCGGCGUUUGGAACGGGAGCCAGCGAUAAUUGCGACCGCGACGAACUCUGCGAGGAAGACCUGCAAAGUAGCCGCGUGGAGCUUAUGUCUACGACCGUGAACCCCAGCGCCCACAAUUUGAUGGAAGUUCCGCUACUGAUGCAGUACAGAUCCAACGAUGCGGCCACAACUGCAUCGCGGUUUGUCAGCUCCAAGAGCGGUGGCAGCAGCCGGGUUACCUCCACUGCUGAUGCACAGGCGUCUCCUCUUCCGCAUUUUGCCUCCUCACUUUUGCUAGGGCGAAGAGCAACACCCUCCGGUCCGGACGGAAGCGCACGGGCACUGUCUCCAGGACACCUUUCACCUACCGCUCGACGACCCCUGAUGGUAGAUGCGGAAGUGCAAACUGACCCUGUCAACAUUCUCGACUAA